Messenger RNA from Botrytis cinerea B05.10, 1405 nucleotides. RefSeq lists its product as hypothetical. The coding region runs from base 1 to 1335 and encodes 444 amino acids. The transcript has 3 exons. The record is from RefSeq and is a predicted model, not a curated record. Lineage: Eukaryota; Fungi; Ascomycota; Leotiomycetes; Helotiales; Sclerotiniaceae.
AUGGCUUCUCUAAUGAACGACACAGAAUCCAACAACAUGGGAAGAACAAUUUCACCUGCAACGAUCAUCACUUCAACCGAAAACAGUAGGAAAUCUGAUGAUUCGGGUACGGAUGAAGUCGCAAGUACGCCUUCCGAUACGAUUACUUCUCCAGAAGACAAGAGCAAAGCUAUCAGCAUGGAAAUUGGGACAAUCAAACCUUCGCUCGCUCCAUCACCAAUAGAUACAUCAUUUACUCCUCCCACAGGCCAUUUCGAUGUUGGAGAUAUUAUUCCCUACAACAAGAAAUGGAUGACUCUAAAAAAUGAUGGACAAUGGCAUCAAACUGAAGGACCGGAUAAAUUUGAGAUAAAGUUUUGCGGAUAUGAAGAUGCGGAUUUUUUUAGAUCCAAUGAGAAUUGGCAUGGAUACAGAAAGCAACUCGAAGUUUUUGAGUGCUUCACUGGUUAUCAACGUCACGAAGAAAAAUUAGAUGUCGAGUUUGAGGAAUAUAAAAUCCAGCAUGAAAAUGAGAAGAUUCUCGAAGGAUUUUCAAAGACGAUGAAGGAAGGGAAAGUAAUUCAGUAUGAAGAUGAGGUAAAACUCAAGAGAUUAUUCGAUGAAUAUUUAGCAAUGACAAAGACAGGAACAUCUAUCCAGCAUGAAGAUGUGAGAAUUCUCAAAGAUCUUUUGGAGAAGAUGAAGAAAAUCAAGGUAAAGCCGACAAAUGUAGUUUGUUUUGCCCUGGGAUCUUUUGAGGGAUGUGGAGAGGCAACAGCAUCAUUUGAACAAUUAGCAGUGCUCAUGAAGUUUAUGGAACUUCUAGAAAUUCCGUCUACCGCUAGAAAAGUUAUGCAAGAUCCUGACUUCUCACCUGGAGAUAAAAGAUUUCUUGCCCGCUUGGGAUUUGAAGUUGUAAAUGAUCCUGAAGGAUUUGAAGCUGUAAAUGAGGAAUCUUUUGUCUUUCAAGUUGGUGGAUAUAAUUGUAUAAAUCAACGAAUGAUGGAUGGUCCUUGGCCUGCCAUAUUUAUUGGUGGAAGCAGUGCGAUGAUCUUAGAAAAUUGGAGCAAGAUUAUGCAGGGAAUUAAGAAUUGGCGUCGUGGUGAAGGAAGACCUCCAAUGAAUGAUUGGUGGGAUGGGAAGAAGAAAUUUGUGGCAAUCAGAAAAACUUAUGAUUAUGAGGAUAUUCCUGCGCUUAGUAGUAUAGGUACUGGCAUGAGGGAUACUCGAUUAUUCUGGAGAAAGGAAGUAGAGGGAGGAAUGUUUCAAUGGCUUAUAGAUGUUUGGAGAUUUGUGAGAUCACUUUUUUCUGAAAGAGAUCCUAAUCGAUAUUUUGAUGCUUCUGAGUUUGAAUAAUUCAUAGAGGUAUAUUGGUGGUCUUUGAAUAAAAGAUCAGGAAGGUACAUCACUGUACGUGUGGUUGGGA